AUGUUGUUGUUGUAUCCCUCCGCUACAGUCGCACUAGGAAUAACAGCCGUGGCGAGCUAAAGCAGCGUCUGCGUUGGUGUAUCAGCGAUCCGAGUCGUCUUUUUGAGCUAACAGCUGCCGUACAACCUACCCGGAGUGACCGACGUGUCGUCUGUCAUCUCUUAACGAUGAAGUUUCAGUACAAAGAGGAGCAUCCGUUUGAGAAGAGGAGGUCCGAGGGAGAGAAAAUAAGGAAGAAGUAUCCCGACAGGGUCCCUGUAAUUGUGGAGAAAGCACCCAAAGCCAGAAUAGGAGACCUGGACAAGAAGAAAUAUCUUGUCCCUUCUGACUUGACAGUGGGUCAGUUUUACUUCUUAAUCCGCAAAAGAAUCCACUUGCGAGCAGAGGAUGCUCUCUUCUUCUUUGUAAACAACGUCAUUCCGCCCACCUCAGCUACCAUGGGACUGUUGUACCAGGAGCACCACGAGGAGGACUUUUUCCUCUACAUUGCCUACAGUGACGAGAGCGUGUAUGGGAACAGCCAAAGGGAAAUCUGAUCCCCCCCAACCACCACCCACCUUUCUGAGACCUCUGUCUUUCAGCCAUUUGAAUAUUAAAUCCAGUUCCGCAGCUUAGAGUUCCCCACAGUAAACCCAUCUAAUGCACUUUCAUCUCAACUCUACAUCACCUCUCUCUCAGUCGUCUGGUCUUUAUCGUUCUGCAGUCUGAAUUGUAUUCAGUAACUCUUCUCACCUGGUGGUCUCAAGGCCAGUUAUGUUUCUAGUGCCGUUAUCGGCCGAUGAGAAGGAAAAUUAAAUCAGUUAUUAAUGGUGCAAAACUUAAUAAUUAGGUGUGCAGUUUUAGAAUGAUUUAGAAUAGGAAAUUAUUACUUCUGAAUUAAAGGCUUGUAGUUUUGUCUCUGGCAGGGGAAGGGAUAACUUUUGCAGCAGCUGCUUCUUAGGAAAAAACUUUUUAUUUUUGGAAGACAUCUAUUUAAUUAAAUAAAAUCUACAAUGUGGUGCCCUGCAUCUGAUCUCAGCAAGGAGUUCAGUAGAAUUCAGACUUCACACGAUCAUGCUCUGCUCUCAGUGGUAAAGUUAUGUUGACUGCUACUAUGAUUAUUGUUGUAAUUGUUCAUUUUAGAUGGCUUAUUUUCUAAAGGUAUUGUAAAGCUGAGUGCAAUUUUUUUAAAGUUUGUUUUCUUUAAUAACAGAUUGAACUCUGUAUACAGCUGCUUUACUGGCUCUCUCUCUCCAUUCAAUGCCGUACUUGAUAAAAUGUUAUUAGAAAUCUA
Molecule: messenger RNA, 1273 nt
Organism: Nothobranchius furzeri (turquoise killifish)
Lineage: Eukaryota; Metazoa; Chordata; Actinopteri; Cyprinodontiformes; Nothobranchiidae
Gene: gabarapb
Product: GABA(A) receptor-associated protein b
Biological process (GO): autophagosome assembly; macroautophagy; cellular response to nitrogen starvation
Cellular component (GO): autophagosome; autophagosome membrane; cytosol
Molecular function (GO): ubiquitin protein ligase binding; GABA receptor binding
Source: RefSeq, a predicted model, not a curated record